AUGGCCCACGCAGCGCCAGCUGGCUAUGGCACCACACUGCUGGUCGUGAUUUGGGUUGAGGCCUCCAUGGCCUUUCUGCUGUUGCUCGCUCGCGUUUACACGACAUGGCGGAUUACUCGACACAUUCGCAGUGAUCUGUUCUUGAGUCUGCUGACAUUUGUCAUCGCCGUCGCAAGUGUAGUGUUUCUCACAAUCAGCAUCGACUACGGACUCGGUAUGCAUGUAGAUGAACUCCUGCCUGAACAGAUUACUCCGGCCAUUAAAUGGAGUUGGGCCAACCAGGCAUUGGGGAUCUUUGCAAUCGCCCUAGGCAAAUUGGCCAUCGUCGCCUUUCUACAACAAAUACACGGUCCUGAGCACCGCGGACGAGUCAUCAUGCUAUGGGGCGUGGCGAUCAGCAAUCUACUGAUAAACUCGAUAACAAUCGGUAUGAUCUACACUCAAUGCUCUCCUCGAGAGAAACUAUGGGAAUACGAGCUCCCAGGAACUUGCGAUGGGCGCCUCCGAAACCAAACCGUGGCGUAUUUCCAAGGAAGCUGGUCAGCAAUGUGUGAUCUCGCGCUCGCCUUAUAUCCCGUGGUCUUCUUCUGGAAUGUGCGACUCACCACGCGCAUCAAAGUUGGUCUCUGCCUGUUGAUGGGACUAGGCGUCAUCUGCUGUGCUUGCUCGAUCGUCAAGACCACAUAUUUACGAGUGCUGUCUCAAACCGAAGACGUAACAUAUUACAUUGCACAGCUGGUGACUUGGAACGAAACAGAAAAAUGGCUUGUGUUAAUAGUCGGCUGUAUCCCACCAAUUCGCCCAUUGCUAAUGAUCAUAUUCCAAAAAAUGGUCAUCACCGCGCGCUCCCACUCUGGACCGUCAGACAAAUACAAGGAGACGGAGCUAACUUCCUACUCUGCAUCCUCCAGAGUAGCCGUUCGCUCACGAUCCGACACGGUACGACUUCCGCUGUCCACAAAAGACAGCGAAGAUAACAUGCUCGAAGAUGGAGCAAUUAUGAGAACCACCGAUAUCAGUUUGAGUUACGAGGCCGCAGAAGCACCCCAGGCGCAACAUGCACCAAGUGACACUCGGCUGGUGAUUCCCCACGAAAGAAUAUAG
Molecule: messenger RNA, 1104 nt
Organism: Penicillium atrosanguineum
Lineage: Eukaryota; Fungi; Ascomycota; Eurotiomycetes; Eurotiales; Aspergillaceae
Exons: 3
Coding region: 1-1104 (367 amino acids)
Source: RefSeq, a predicted model, not a curated record